Lucilia cuprina (Australian sheep blowfly) is the source of this 867-nucleotide messenger RNA. RefSeq names its product thyrotropin-releasing hormone-degrading ectoenzyme-like. Gene Ontology annotation, molecular function: zinc ion binding; peptide binding; metalloaminopeptidase activity. Gene Ontology annotation, biological process: proteolysis; peptide catabolic process. Gene Ontology annotation, cellular component: cytoplasm. The transcript is spliced from 4 exons. The record is from RefSeq and is a predicted model, not a curated record. Lineage: Eukaryota; Metazoa; Arthropoda; Insecta; Diptera; Calliphoridae. Bases 1 to 867 code for a protein of 288 amino acids.
AUGUCGUUAACAGCAAAAGGAAUAGCGAUAUUUUUCGCUUUAGCUACUACGGCAUUUUGCGUAUCAACAAUUGUUUUGGCUGUUGAAAAGUCUAAUUUGGAAAAUGAUUUACAGGAUGCUCUAGAUAAAUUGGAUACAAUUUCAACUUUGACAACUAGUUCUACAACACCUAUUACACCAUCGCCUACAAUCGGUUCAACGCCAUCGACUGAACAAUCACUACCAUCUACUUCUGAUGUAACAGAUCCAACUACAAAGAGUACACCAGGUGGAGGAGAAUCUUCUUCUAGCCCUUCCACUGAAUUCCCUUGGCCUACAAUGACAGUACCAAAUAAUCCAACUUUUCCUACAUUGCCUACUGAUCUUCCUAAUCCCGAAGAGAUAAUUUAUCGUCUUCCCAAUGACAUCCGUCCUAUUAAAUAUAAACUCUACAUUCUUCCUGAACUAAAUGCCAAAAUCUGUGAAGGUACCGUAUCGAUUCAAAUUGAAAUCGACAAGGAAACUAAUUUGAUCGUGUUGCAUGCCAAGGAUUUGGAAAUAAAUUCUGUGAGUAUUUUGAAUAUGAUGGCUCGUAUGCGCAUACGAGUUAAAAAGUUCUAUUUGGAUGUUGAACGUGAAAUGCUGUUUAUUGAAUUGGAAGAAAUAUUGUAUACGUCGACUCCAUACACUGUUUCCAUAAGUUAUAGUUGUCAGUUGGAUGGCCUUGUGGGCUUUUAUGCUAGUUCAUAUUUAAGUGCUGACAAUAAAGAUAGCAAAAACAACCAACCAACAGCCAUACGAAUAUGGCCUAAAUAUCAUGGAACAGGUUUUUUUGAUCAAAUAAAUCAAAAGCAUUUCAAAGUUAUUGUUAACUACUUGAAGUAUUAA